AUCGUGUUGAGUUUUUUUUUUGGUGAAGAGGGAGAUUUACCCAUUGCUUAGGCAGUGGUCCUGCUGCUGGGGGUAUAUGUGUUUCCCCUUUGUUAUUUUAAUCUCUGCUUUGGAGGAUAACAAGGAAGCCGGAGGGAUGACAUCGCAGAUCAAUAAUCAAGUUUGUGCAGAAGCGGGCUCGGGAGCGGCGAUGAUUUCUGAGCCACCGAAGAAGAGACAGAGAACAGUGGAGGACUUCAACCAGUUCUGCACGUUUGUCCUGGCAUAUGCGGGCUACAUUCCAUACCCAAAAGAGCAUGACCCCUGGAUCCAUGCAAGUCUGAGUCCUCGGAACAGCACAGGGAGCACACUGGACAGCGAUAGCUGGGAGUCCUCCCGCUCCUCAGACUCCCACGUUCUGCACUGUGGCAAAAAAAUAAAAUGCACGGUGGACAAAGAAGUGAUGAAGCGGGCGAAGUCAGACAGCUUGUUGUUGGAGCGGCCGAAUUUCACCAGCUCCCUGUUUGAAAGUCCUGAGAAAGCCAAGUCGGAGAAAUUUAAGAAGAAAAAGGUGUCCUUGAAGAAGCUGAGUCUGGAUGGAGUGAGGAAGAGGAAGAGUCCUGAAGGCGGGAAGAGAAUCAACUUGGAAAAUGGUAGGAAGGCUGUGUCCCAGCCACCAGCUGAGAUCAUCAAACCAAUCGAGAUCCGACAGAGUGUUGAAAAGGUGCCACAGAGUGAGACUGAGUCAGAGGAGGAGACGCUCAAAGUCUCACCUGAGGCUGAAGAGAUCAGCACAGUGAGCUCAUUGAUGGAAAAAUUGGAGAAGGAGGCAGUGGAUGCGGAGAGAACUUUGGUGAACGAGCAGGCGAAAGAACUGCAGGAAGAUCAGAAAGAAAAGCAGGAAGUGACAGAAAAGGAAGAACAGCAGGAAGCAGAAGAAAAGAAAGAAGCAGAGGAGGAGAAACUCAGCAAAGAACUGGAGGCGAGCGUGACUGAUGGGAACACUGUGGGCUCGGCUCCUCCUCCUGACACAGACAUAGACCCCACAGAAAACCUCAAGAUUGAAGAUGAUGACUCCUGGGAUCUGAUCACAUGUUUCUGUAUGAAGCCAUUUGCCGGCAGGCCAAUGAUUGAAUGCAAUGAGUGUGGGACCUGGAUCCAUCUCUCAUGCGCUAAAAUCAGGAAAUCGAAUGUUCCUGAGGUUUUCAUCUGCCAGAAGUGUAAGGACUCCAAGCAGGACAUUAGGAGGUCCAAUCGAGCUCGAACGGGGCCCAAGAAACGCUUCAGCGAAUGACUAGUUAGAGGCCUGACAAUUCUGGCAGGUCGUAGAGACAAUCAUGCACAAUGGGAAAUGGAGAAGGUGUUUUGAGAACGUUGUGGGACCAACUCUAUCCUGUCUGCUCAGGCGUUGAACAUCUGCCUUCUUGACAAAAUUCAAUGGUGCAGGAUUCACCGUACGUUGAAUAUGUAUAUAAUCCAAGACCUGGAACUAUCAGCCUCUUCUGGAUCACCCAAGCUCUUCGAAAUCUCCUCUUCUUUUGGUAGUAAUCUCUUUAAAACCUGUGACUUAGAGACUGGACCAAGACAGUGACCUGUUCCGCACUGUCCUAUUUAAAGUAGAUCUGUGAUUAUGAAGCAGGACUUCUAAGUAAAGAGAUGCCAGGAAA
Carcharodon carcharias (great white shark) is the source of this 1646-nucleotide messenger RNA. RefSeq names its product PHD finger protein 23A-like. The transcript has 6 exons. The coding region runs from base 77 to 1273 and encodes 398 amino acids. The record is from RefSeq and is a predicted model, not a curated record. Gene Ontology annotation, molecular function: chromatin binding. Gene Ontology annotation, biological process: mitotic chromosome condensation. NCBI's taxonomy places the organism in Eukaryota, Metazoa, Chordata, Chondrichthyes, Lamniformes, Lamnidae.